GGUGGUUAGAGUUGAAGUCGCAAGAAUCGUUGAUGUUGUUUGUGGUGGUGGCGGAGAUGCCGCCGUCAUCGCAGGUGAAGAGGAUGAGUGGUCAUCAUCGCCGCCAUCGUCGUCGGGAAUCUGACCGUCGUGCUUCGCCCAUACGAUCAAGGCAAGAAGUAGAAGCCUAAGCAGGACUACCGAGGCUGUCAUUCGUCGUCGGCUGAGGAGCGUGAUAUUUGGAGUCAAUUCAAGCACGGCGGUUGGAAUAGACAGGUGGCUGCGUGCUGGAGCAUUCGGUGGAGAAACAUGGUACCCACCAACUAUUAUUACGGGCCUGAAUUGCAAGUUGCAGGAGAACCAAGGCACAAUUGAACAAGUCUGCAAUGCCUUGAAAAUGCAAUGCCUUUAAGAUGUGAUGUCUUGAAGAACGACGUGCGACAACCCCGUCUACAUUUCUUGAGCUCCUGAAUCGCGCGUGAGUAAAUACCAGCUUUCGGCAGCGCAAUUAGAGACAGUGGGAGAAUCGACGUGCUCGAUAUGAACUGCAUGAGAAACGGUACGCUGCGUCCCACGAGGCAUUCAAUUGAUUCGCGUGAUUUUCAUAGAGAUUCGAAGAUCCCAAAACAAGCCAAAACAGUGGAGCCUACGGUUCGCACUCCAGUAACCAGCGAGACGCAGCAGGAUUCGAGAUUCGAGAGAGUUCCACGCGUAGGCUUGGACGACGUAGCGACCCAUGCUUAUCACCCAGCGCUUGAUAAAGUGCUGCUACGGAGCUCCACAAAAGGUCCAUUCCAAGUUAAAGAACGUCAUAGCCUGUUAAGGCUUUCGAACCUGUCGUCAUAGUCAAAUGCCAAUGCAAAGGAACUGAAUGGACUUCGAUCGCACGAUAAGUGCGCGAUGCCUCCGUUUUGCGGCUUGGGUGAGCUG
This is a messenger RNA of Fomitiporia mediterranea MF3/22, 909 nucleotides long. RefSeq lists its product as uncharacterized. Lineage: Eukaryota; Fungi; Basidiomycota; Agaricomycetes; Hymenochaetales; Hymenochaetaceae. The transcript has 3 exons. The record is from RefSeq and is a predicted model, not a curated record. Bases 520 to 825 code for a protein of 101 amino acids.